ACAACCUACUGUCUGUAAAUCACUAUCAAUUUGUAAACAAAAACUUUGUUUGAUUCCAUUCACAAAGUGCAUCUUUAGUAAUACUGUUAGUUCGACCAGCCAUUUCGUUAUUAGAUAACAAUUAAUUGUUAAAGAGUUAUCAGUCGAUCGACCAACACAAUGGAAUCAUAUUGAAGUGCUGAAGUGUGUGUUAAUAAGCGGGUUUCGUGUUGAUAAAUGCAACUGGUCCCACAGGUGUUUUGUUCUGAUAUUGGCGACCCACAUUCUUGUUCUGAUCAAAGUUUAAUGAUUACAUAAUCAGCAGUUGCAACCGAGCUAUCUAUCCACAAUGCAAACAGUCAACGAAAAUGUGAUUCCACUCGUAGCGUUCUUCAUCUUCAUGCUGGUAUUCACCUUAUUUGCAAAAUGGUACAUAAAAAGGGCAGAAUGGUCCAUGCUAAUCGAUGCCGUACCGGGUGUCAAAUCAUAUCCCAUUAUUGGUACGACGCACAUGUUCUUCGGAGUACGCCGUGAAGAUUUCUUCGAAGUGUUGCGAAAGGAAGUCCAGCAAAAUCCCUACAUAUCACGAAUGUGGCUCGGCUCACUGCCCGAAGUGACCAUCCGUAAGGCUGAGUAUGUGGAAAAAGUGAUCGGCGGCAGUAAGAAUCUGGAGAAGUCUCCUGGCUACGAGUUCCUCAAGCCGUGGCUGGGAGAAGGUUUGUUGCUGUCGAAGGGCGCCAAAUGGCAUAAGCAUCGGAAAAUUAUUACGCCCACCUUCCACUACGGCAUACUGGAGAGUUUCUGUGAUAUAUUUUCGGAGAAAUCAAAGAUUUUUAUUGAUAAACUGGACGUACACUGUGGAACCGGUGAACCGUUCGACAUAUACAAAUACAUCACACGAGUUACGUUAGACAUAGUCUGUGUGGCUGCAAUGGGAACGAAAGUCGAUGCACAGGAGAACAUCGACAACGAAUACGUCGGCUCGAUUUAUUCGAUCUCCGAACUGAUAAUGCGACGAUUGUUGCGGCUGUGGCUCCAUCCAAACUUUAUCUAUAAAUGGUCGAGCGAUUAUCGUCGCUUCGACGAUUGUCUCAAGAAAUUGCACGGCUAUACGCGAGAUGUCAUCGAAAAACGGAAGGCUGCCCGUACCGGAAACAUUCACAAUUUCAAGAAGAACAAUCGACUCGUCUUCCUAGAUCUGUUGCUCGAGGAACAUGAAGCGUCUGAUGGCAAUAUAACCAUUCAAGAUAUCUGCGAUGAAGUGGACACAUUCAUGUUUGAGGGUCAUGAUACAACCACUGCGGCGUUGUCAUGGACACUAUUUCUGAUUGGUUCGCAUCCUCACGUUCAGGAGAAGAUUUUCGAAGAGAUGGACACCAUAUUCGAGGGCUCCGAUAGACCGGCCACGUUAAGCGAUUUGAACGAAAUGAAGUAUCUGGAACGGUGCAUCAAAGAAGGUCUUCGACUGUAUCCGGCAGUUCCUAAGGUUGGUCGCAUGUUGAACGAAGAUGUUCAGCUGGACGAAUACAAAAUUCCGAAGGGUUGCAUGAUUGGCAUCCACAUCUUCUUCCUGCAUCGCGACGAACGUUUCUUUCCGGAUCCGGAAAAAUUCGAUCCGGACCGUUUUCUGCCGGAAAACACCAUCGGCCGUCAUCCGUUUGCGUAUAUUCCGUUUUCAGCCGGCAAUCGUAAUUGCAUCGGACAGAAAUUCGCAAUGAACGAGGAGAAGAGUGUGCUCAGUUCGAUCUUCCGAAACUAUCGAGUGACUAGCGUGGACAGUCGAGAGAACGUUAAAAUUGUGAGCGAGUUAAUAUUGCGGCCACUGAAUGGUAUUAGUGUGACGAUUGAAAAGCGUCGAAAAUCGCAUUAGGUUUUUGAGUUUUGGGAAUAAAGUUUCUGGUUUUUGGUUCAA
Molecule: messenger RNA, 1891 nt
Organism: Bradysia coprophila
Lineage: Eukaryota; Metazoa; Arthropoda; Insecta; Diptera; Sciaridae
Product: cytochrome P450 4C1-like
Molecular function (GO): iron ion binding; heme binding; monooxygenase activity
Source: RefSeq, a predicted model, not a curated record